This is a messenger RNA of Panonychus citri (citrus red mite), 2881 nucleotides long. RefSeq lists its product as uncharacterized. Lineage: Eukaryota; Metazoa; Arthropoda; Arachnida; Trombidiformes; Tetranychidae. Gene Ontology annotation, molecular function: protein binding. Bases 681 to 2111 code for a protein of 476 amino acids. The record is from RefSeq and is a predicted model, not a curated record. Gene Ontology annotation, biological process: regulation of DNA-templated transcription. The transcript is spliced from 5 exons.
UGAUUGAAACGUAAGUCCAAAAAGUUCAGUUGAAUCGAUUUUAAUUGUUAUAAUCAGUCAACUCAACUUUAAGUCAAUCAUUUGAUCAUUUCAGAAUGAAGAGAAAAAAAUAACCUCACCCAGGACAUUUAAUGACAAGAUGAUAAAAUCAUGAAGACUUUGACUUUCUCUCUCUAUCUUCUUUGAACCCCCACCUUUAAUAUCAACCUUUAUCAUCACCUCUAAAAAAGCAUCAUCAUCACCAGAAUCGUGAAUAUUGUUCAUUUCAUGAUUAACCUGUAAACACCUCAUUCCUUUCCUUAAAUCUCUUUAUUAAGGCGUACAAUUAACUUAUCACAAUCUCUUUUGACUUUUCUCUCUCUCUCUCUUUAUCAUCUUGGUAACGAUAAACAUUAACUAAAAGUGAACGACAACAUCAACAUCAACAGACAACCCAUAAAAUCAGAUCGUUCAUCGUUUUUGAUUAGAUUAUCAAAUAUUUAGUUCUAAUCUUUUGUUCUGAUUAACAAUGUUAAACGUGCUCGAAAUCAAUUACUUUUGAUUAUCUUGGUGAUCCUUUUUCUCAAAGUUAUUCUAUUAUUAUAUUAUUUGUCGACGAGGAACAAUAAUUUAAACUAAUUCACUUUGUGCUCGAAAUUUUUGUGAUUUGUGCGAUUAUUUAUUUAGUGACAAUUUAAAUUAUGAUUAGUCGACGAAAGAUCAUUUCCCGUUCAAGAGAUGAAAUUAAUUAUGAUGCUUGUUUCACCAAUAACGAUUCUGAUGUUUGGUGUCACAAAGAUAAAUUAUAUCGAGAUCAUAUACUUGAGGUGCUAAACAAAUGGGAUCAAAUUGAGGAUGAAAUAUGGGCCAAGAUAAUAGUCAUGGAGCGUAAUCGUCGUAUAGCCAAAGCUUAUGCUCGAGCAUCAAUCAUAACAAUUAAUGGAUCAGAUGUUGGAUUUGAUGGUUAUCGAAUCGGAGUUAAUGGUCUUGGUGAAGGUUCAACUAAUCCGAAAGUUGAUCAGAUUAAGAAAAUGAUUGGCCAGGGAAUCAAAUUAAAGGUUGAUGAAGCUGGAAACAUAUUGAUUAAACGUCUCUCCCGAAGCGAUGUUUACGUUAAAAAUUGUAUUCCAUCGGCAUCUUCUUCAAAUCUCUCAUCAAAAUCAGCAUCUUAUUCAUUGUCAUCCUCGUCUUCCUCAUCUUCCGAAGUUACAUCAUCUUCAUGGUCAGCGGUGAGCAAUGAAAUUAUCUCGAUUCACGGGAAGUUGGAUCAAAAUAAGGCUUACAAAUUGUUCGAUAUGAGAAAAUUUACCAGUAAUUUGGAGAAAGAAAUUUCAACAGGUUAUCCUGAUCGGUGUAAAUUAGAAACUCAAUGUAUCUCGGUUUUCUCAUUCGUCAAAGAUUCUUCCAAUAUUCUAGAUUUACCUUGUUACAUAUUAAUUGUUAACAUAAUUGCUUUGGACAUUCUUCAGUCACGAUUACCUUUACCAAUUAAACGUCCAUAUUCAUCUUUCAAUUUAAAUGGGUCUGAAGAGAGAAUGAUUCGAUUUGAUGAUGAUCGAACUGAUCGAUCAAUUGGUGAAGAGAUUCAAAUCCAUGUGAAGCCCGAAACAAUUUCACCUUCGAUUGGAGAUAGAAAAUUAUUCCGACGAUCAUCAUCAGCUUCACGAUCUCGACAAUUAAUGACGCUAAAUUUGGAUGAUACAAGAUUCUUAAGAAGAGAUAAAUCUUUAUCAAUUGAACUUCCAUCACCUGAUUAUGAUGACGAUGAUGAUCUUAAUAAUGAUGAUGAUGAAGAUGAAAAUGAUGAACGAAUGGUCAACAUGAAAUCUAAAUCUCGAUGUAAACCAAAACAUGAUGAUCCUUAUUAUAGUGGAUUAAGAGCUAAGAUAACUCAACCUUCUCGAUUUGAUAAGAACUAUUUCAAUUAUCACAGUCGCCAUCAUUAUCAUCAUCACAGAGAUACAUUGGUUGGUUAUCCUCGUUAUGGUUCAUCAUCUCGAUCAAAACAUUUCCGUAGUAUGAUGAAAAAAUCACAAUCAACAAGUUACCUUGAUUCGUUUGUAAUGGGACCAUUAUAUUCAGUUUCAAGUGAUUACUCGCUUGGUGAAUACAAUUCAUCAACUGGUUAUUGAUUUGCAUUCUGUUGAUGAUUUACAAAUGUAAACCUUGUUUUCUCUUGAAACCAGCAAAAAAAAGAUAUCAGAUUAUGAAGUUUAAUUGAUCCAAUCUGGAUGGAUAAAUGAAUCUAUUAGAUUGUAAAAAAUUCAAAUCAAUCCAAUCAACAUUAAUUUAUGAUCCAAAUUGUUUCAAUUGUUUCGACCUCUCAAAGUAUUAUUAAAAUAUUAAUAAAAGAUUUAUAUAAAUUUACAGCCGUGAAAAAGAGCUUCGAAUGAUUUUAUGUUAUUAACAUCUCUAUUAUUUGUACGGUCAAUUUUGCCUCAGUUCGGAUGUGCCGAUAUUGAAAUUCGCAAGAAUAUACUUUUGCUCUUUCAGUUUUAUUGACCUUGUAAUCGAAAGCUUUUUGAACUAAUUUUGACUCGUCAAUAAUAUUUGGUUCAGAUUCUGAACUUCACAAGUCUAGUUUGGCCUAACUAGACCUUUUCAAGAACAGUUGGAAAGACUAGGAGGAGUUUCUUAAGAGUCGAUUUCAUGCAAAAUUAUCUAUCUUGGAUUUGACGGAGGCCACAUUUGAGUGGACAUACUCGUUCCUAAAUUAAAGUAUAUUCAAUUGUCGAUUCCACGUAUUCACAUGAGGACGAGUUUUCAAGGGAAUUGUUGGUACAAGUAAAAAGUGAGAGAGAAUUAAUUAAUUGUUCAACUUAAUUUACAGUAAUUAAUCAUUUUAACACUACAUCAUCUUAAAGCUGAAUAAAUGAUGUAACAAAAUUAGCUGAUUUUUUAG